AUGGAUUGUGGUAUUCAGCUAAGUGGACGAAUAGUGAAAAAAAUGGGGGAAGUUGUGACUAUUUUAAAAAGGACAAAUAAUUUAAAAAAUUUAGAAAAAUGGCUCAAAUACUGUUGUCUAAAUAUUCGACAUUUCAAAAAAUUGUUAAAGAAAUGUACUUGUGUUGGAACAAAAAGUCAUUUGGAAGCCAAUAUUUUUGCAAUGAUAAGCUUUCGCGAACAAAUAAAAUCAUUUUUACAUAAAGGUGGUAGUUAUGUUAAUAGAAAAAAAGUUCGCGGAAUGAAGUGGGAAGACAUCGAGUCAGCAUUCAAAAGUCGUUUAAGGACAAGUGUAAUAGUGAAUACAUCAUUAUGUUGUGAGUUUGUUAAGAGUAUUGAUAAUGAAAAUGUAUCUUCACUGAAAUGUUUUAAUACGAAGAAUGUAAUUAUUGAUCGUCAAACAGAUCUAAAAAAAUGGUUUUUGGCAAAUGUUGAAGGACCACUUUUAGCAGAAUUGGAGGAAUUUCAAGAACGUGAUAGUGGAUGGGCAUUAAGGGAGGUGGUUCAUUUAAGAAUACAUAUAAACAAAUGUCAAUUAUUAAGAGGCUCAUCAUACAUAGAAUUACCAAAAUGUAUUAAAGCGAAACAAGCUUGUGUGAAUGUUCAAAAUAAUGAUGGAGCAUGCUUUGCAUGGGCAGUAACUUCAGCCCUAUAUCCAGUAAGAGAGCAUUCAAACAGAAUGAGCUCAUAUCCACACUAUUCGACCGUUUUGAAAUUAAAAGGGAAAUAUAGUGUUGAGCCAGUGUUUCUAACAUCAAAAAAACAAGCAAUUCAUGUUAAUCUGUUAAUGAUACAAAAUAUUUAUUUACAAGAUCAUGAUGAUCAUUUUGAUUAUGAUAGUAUCAAACAUGAUAAUGAUGAUAUAACAAUUAAAUAUCAUUUUUGUUGGAUAAAGAAUUUAUCAAGACUCAUAUCAAGACAAAUGAGUAAACACGAUGGGGCAAUAUACAUAUGCGAUCGAUGUCAACAAUAUUUUGUGUCUGAAAUAAAAUUAAUAAAACAUAGUGAAGAAUGUGAACAGUAUAAUAAAUGUAAAGUUGUUUUACCAGCUCCAGAUAAAAAAAUAAUGAAAUUUAAAAACUUUGCAAAUAAAGAGCGUACAGUCAUUUCUGUUUAUGUUGACUUUGAGUGUAUCUUAGCGCCCAUAGACAAAUGUGUUGGUAAAAAAGCAAAAUGCUAUCAAAAACAUAUUGCUUACAGUGUUGGAUACUAUGUGUGUUGUACAUAUAAAAAUGAACUAAAUUAUUAUAAAUCAUACAGAGGUGAAAAUUGUGAAAGAUGGCUUGCAAUGGAACUGAAAACUUUAGCGGACAAAGUUAAUGAAACAAUUGAAAAUCCUGUACCAAUGAUCAAAUUAAAUGCUAGUGAAAAAGAAAAAAUUAAGAUGGUAACUAAUUGUCAUAUUUGUGGGGAGCCUCUCUCUGCUACGGAUCGAGUUUUAGAUCAUAAUCAUUUCACAGGCGCGUUUAGGGGAGUAGCCCAUUCGGAUUGUAAUUUAAAUUAUCAUGAAUCCCAUACUAUACCAAUUGUAUUCCAUAAUCUUAGUGGAUAUGAUGCACAUUUAAUUAUAGAAGAGAUAGCUACAGCCUUUAAAGGUAGUAUUAGUUUAAUACCUCUGACAAAAGAAAACUAUAUUUCUUUCAUAAAACAGGGUGUAUUCCCAUAUGAUUAUAUAAGCGAUUUAACUAAAUUAGAUGAACAAUCUCUACCAUCAAUUGAUAUGUUUUUUAGUACUUUAACUGAUUCAAAAAUUUCAAUUGAUGAAUACAGACAUGCUCAAAAUGUGUGGAAAGCCUUUAAUAUACAAACCUUGGGUGAAUAUAGUGAUUUAUAUUUAAAAACAGAUGUUUUAUUACUUGCUGAUAUUUUUGAAAAUUUUCGCGAUAUGUGCUUGGAAAAAUACCUCUUAGACCCCUGCCAUUAUUAUACUUUACCUGGGUUAACCUGGCAGGCAAUGUUAAAAUAUACGAAAGUCGAAUUAGAAUUACUAACUGAUAUUGAUAUGAUAAUGUUUGUGGAGCAAGGUACUCGGGGUGGAUUAAGCCAAUGUAGUAAUCGAUAUGCUAAAGCAAAUAAUAAAUAUAUGUCAAAUUAUGAUUGUAAUAAAAAGAGUGAAUAUUUAAUGUAUUGGGAUGUGAAUGGUAUGUAUGCUUGGGCAAUGCAACAGUGUCUCCCAUUAAAGAAUUUUCAAUGGUGUACUGAUACGGACAUUGAUGUAAAGUCUAUACCGGAUGAUAAUCCAGAAGGGUACAUUUUUGAAGUUGAUUUAAAAUAUCCAGAUGAUAUACAUGAUAUCCAUAAUGAUCUUCCCAUGUGUCCCACUCACGAAAAGCCUCCGGGGGGGAAAAAAAUUUAA
This is a messenger RNA of Chrysoperla carnea, 2394 nucleotides long. RefSeq lists its product as uncharacterized. Lineage: Eukaryota; Metazoa; Arthropoda; Insecta; Neuroptera; Chrysopidae. The transcript has 5 exons. The record is from RefSeq and is a predicted model, not a curated record. The coding region runs from base 1 to 2394 and encodes 797 amino acids.